Hyaena hyaena (striped hyena) is the source of this 1594-nucleotide messenger RNA. It is a transcript of the gene IRF8, whose product is annotated as interferon regulatory factor 8. Gene Ontology annotation, cellular component: nucleus. Lineage: Eukaryota; Metazoa; Chordata; Mammalia; Carnivora; Hyaenidae. The record is from RefSeq and is a predicted model, not a curated record. Gene Ontology annotation, molecular function: RNA polymerase II cis-regulatory region sequence-specific DNA binding; protein binding; DNA-binding transcription factor activity, RNA polymerase II-specific. Gene Ontology annotation, biological process: immune system process; regulation of transcription by RNA polymerase II. The transcript has 9 exons. The coding region runs from base 38 to 1318 and encodes 426 amino acids.
UUAGAGUCUCAGAGGUGAUCUUGGUUGAAUAUUCAGGAUGUGUGACCGGAACGGUGGCCGGCGGCUUCGGCAGUGGCUGAUCGAGCAAAUCGACAGCAACAUGUACCCAGGGCUGAUUUGGGAAAGUGACGAGAAGAGCAUGUUCCGGAUCCCGUGGAAGCAUGCAGGCAAACAAGACUAUAAUCAGGAAGUGGAUGCCUCCAUUUUCAAGGCCUGGGCAGUGUUUAAAGGGAAAUUUAAGGAAGGAGACAAGGCCGAGCCAGCCACUUGGAAGACAAGGCUACGCUGUGCCUUGAACAAGAGCCCCGAUUUUGAGGAAGUGACAGACCGGUCCCAGCUGGACAUUUCAGAGCCGUACAAAGUUUACCGCAUCGUCCCCGAGGAAGAGCAGAAAUGCAAAUUAGGCAUGGCGACUCCCGGCUGCGUGAGCGACCUCACGGAGAUGGAGUGCGGGCGCUCGGAGAUCGACGAGCUCAUGAAGGAGCCUUCCGUGGACGACUACAUGGGGGCGGUGAAAAGGAGCCCGUCCCCGCCCGAGGCCUGCAGGGGCCAGCUUCUCCCAGACUGGUGGAUCCAGCAACCGAGCGCAGGACUGCCACUGGUGACGGGCUACACCGCCUACGACGCGCACCACUCAGCCUUCUCCCAGAUGGUCAUCAGCUUCUACUACGGGGGCAAGCUGGCGGGCCAGACCACCACCACCUGCCCCGAGGGCUGCCGCCUGGCGCUGAGCCCGCCGGGCCCGCCGGGCGCCAAGCUGUACGGGCCCGAGGGCCUGGAGCUGGUGCGCUUCCCGCCGGCCGACGCCAUCCCCAGCGAGCGGCAGCGGCAGGUGACGCGGAAGCUGUUCGGGCACCUGGAGCGCGGCGUCCUGCUGCACAGCAGCCGGCAGGGUGUGCUCGUCAAGCGGCUGUGCCAGGGCCGCGUCUUCUGCAGCGGCAACGCCGUCCUGUGCAAGGACCGGCCCAACAAGCUAGAGCGCGACGAGGUGGUCAAGGUCUUCGACACCAGCCAGUUCUUCCGAGAGCUGCAGCAAUUCUACAACAACCAGAGCCGCCUUCCCGACGGCCGGGUGGUGCUGUGCUUCGGAGAAGAGUUUCCGGAUAUGACUCCCUUGCGCUCCAAGCUCAUUCUCGUGCAGAUCGAGCAGCUGUACGUCCAGCAGCUGGUGGAGGAAGCCAGGAAGAGCUGCGGCUCCGGCUCCAUGGUGCAGCCUCCCGAGGAGCCCCAGCCAGACCAGGUCUUCCGGAUGUUUCCGGACAUCUGUGCCUCACACCAGAGACCUUUUUUCAGAGAAAACCAGCAGAUCACGGUUUAAGUCGCUCGCGCGGGCGCCCCAUCCUGCCCCCGUCUCGCGUCUCGUUAUUACAAUUACUGUCGUAAUUACUGAAGGAUGUGGGUCCCUCUGACCUGGGGGGGGGGCGGGGGGACGCUUCACCUGCUCUUCGUUUAGUAAGGGCUCUCCGCGGGGACUUGACCUUCAAAACGGAGUCGGGUCGCACUUCUCCCGAGCAGGGAGAAAUGUAGGCACGUGCCCCAAACGAUCCAGAUGCUGUAACUCUAACCAGUGAUUAAAACCUGUAUGUAUCCCUUG